CUCAUAUCGGUUGGCCAAAAUGAUUUAAAAAAUACUGUACGUGGUGAAUGCCUGAAUGGCUAAUAAAGUGUGGUGCUGGUCACCCCUUUCUUAUCUUACACAAACAGGUAUGUUAUGCUUUCACGUUGAUUUGUUACACUGACUGCAAUUACCUCAGGCAGACAAUCCAAUCAAUUUCCAUAUAAAAUUAUCAUUCCUAAUAAGUCCUCAACCACAGCUGCAGUGGUCACCAGUGCGGCCUAUAAUUUUAUUAUUUUACUUGUCAAGGGGAAAGUCUUCAAAAACGACAAUCCAUUGUUUGACCAAUGGCCGUAAUUUCUUUUACGUAAAUUAUAUUACGAAUGCCCAAAAGCUGAGGGGACGCUCCAGGAUGCAUUCCGUGUAAACUUCACGCCGAAGAUAAUCUGAGGUGGUGUUGCCGUGUGCCAAGUGAGGUCAACGUGUGCGCUGGCUGAUUGUGGGCAUCGUGAUUUUUCAUUAAUAGUGGGUUUUUUAAAAAUAAAAACUUGCUAAAAGGUGUGUAGUUGAUGAAUAAGAUGUUUUGCUGAUGAGCAAUGAUGAGUGUUGCUACUGUUCUGUUGUAUCACAAGUUAUAACCACCAUUUAGUAAUAUUACACUGACCAGGAACACAAAUUUCUCGUCAUAUGUUCGUUUCUCUCGAUAUGUGGGGCUUCCCUUAAAUAUUUGAUGCUGCGCCAACCACCAAAACUCAAAACUUGUGUGCCAACCUCGAUGUGAUUGUGCACCAACAAUUCAAAACUCACGCCGAAGAUCUUCCACAAAACGUGCAUGGAAUGCACUCUGGGGGACGCUCCCCCCCCCAGGAUUCACACCCUUAGAAUCUUGCACACUAUUUAAUAAUUAACUAAAAUGCCAAUGUACAUCUCGAUGAAAAAGUAUUUGGUUUAAAUUAACUCAUUAAGUUGCAUUGUGCCCUAAAAAAAUGCACCCUACUUUAUUAAAAUUAACUAACACCAGAUGAUUUUACUGGUCAAGGGGUUAUUCCAGAAAACAUCCAUACCAUUCCCACAGAGGAAAUUGGACGUUAAGCCUCCUACUCCCUUCAGAUGUCCUAAUAAUACACUUUAACAAAUGUUCUCCCUCUGCACAGCAGAAAUUUUCUACUUGGGAUGUGUGUGGAUCUUUUCUGGAAUGAUGCAAUAUUACUGACAGCUCUCAUAACGUGGGUGCAUGUUCUCAACAUUAAAAUUAUUUGUUAAAUUUUUCAUUCUGUGAUGAAACAGGAUGGAUUCUAAUAUUUAUGACACUUGUGUAGUUGCAAGGCAUUUUUUAAUACCAUGGACUGGUGGGGUAAUUGCCCCCCACUGGGCCCCUUCCUCAGCCCCACCACUGAAGACAAAAAAAUUGCCUAUUGAGUAAAUUAGUUUUAAUUAACAUGAAAAGAAGUUUAAAAAACAAAGUUUGUUGGUGAGCAUACUUAAACUUAUGUUGUGUUUGAAUGUUUAGCAUGCAAUCUAUUACAAAGAGAUUUUUUUAAAAAAGUGUUCUCAGAAUGCAGGAAAUGCUAUUUCAGAGACCAAAAUUUAAAAAAUUUCUCAUGCCUACGUCACUCAGUUCACACCUUCGGCGAUCACAUACAAUCCUGGGGGGAGGGCAAGGAAAAUGGGCCCUUUGGCAGUUUUGCCCCAUUGGUCACUGAAGAAUCCUUAACAAAUGCACUGUGUAGUUGUUUGUUGAAGUCUUCAAGACCUCACAUUUAAUGUUUGUUGAAGUCUUCAAGACCUCACAUUUAAUUUACACUUUUAUCACAUGGUUAUAUACUUAUAUUUUCCCCAGAAUAUACAGGAAAUUGCAUUUCUGAAGUAAUUCCACUAAAUUUUCUCUGGGAAGACCCCCAGACUUGACAGCAACCUUAAUUGACAAGUGAAAGUUUUGUUACAUCUUAAGUGAAACAUGUAUAAAAUAUUGUGAAAUGACGUCAUAUUAUAGGUACAUUCUGGAGAUUCAGCAUCAAGAGAAUGUGAGGCAUACAUGCAUUAAUAUGAAUAAACUUAUUUUAGCUCAAAAGUUGGUCCCUGAGCAAUAGAACCCCCAAACGUUUUCUGAAUGUGUGCCCCUGGCCUUGUGUAAGCCAAAACUUUAAUGGCAUCUGUGCUAUGACAGACAUGCACCCAAGGUAGCCCAGAGCCAGAGAGGUAUGGAGAUUUUGAGUAUAGCCAUUAAAGUAAGUUAGCAAGUAUAUAUACUAGCAUACAGUGAUACAGAUUAGGGCAGAAAUUGAUUGGAAUCCAAGCAGGUGGUGUAGAUUUUGAAGACAUUAAUAGUGCCACUAUUGCAAAAACUUUGAAACUUGCUGUAAUUACAAGACUGGUAAAUGGGUGGGGUUCACUUUUGUUUUGAGAAGAUGAUGGAGAAAGCAAGAGGUGAACAUGCAGCAAGUAUAUGAUUUUGAAAGAAGCUUUGAUCAGAUUAGCAUCCCACUGUUCAGUUUACUUCAUGUAAAUGAUUUUAAAACCAAAAUUUACAAUCAAGAUUUAUACUAGAAAAUUACCUGAUGACUUUUUGGGCCUUAAUUGGUAGAAUAAAAUACGGGCCCGUGUGUAUAAUAAUAUUUAUACAUCUAGUAUGUAAAGUAAAGGGUGUUUUGUCAAUAGUCUGCAUCCUUAUCGUUCUUUAUCUGCAGCACAAUGACCUUCUCGAUAGCAAUAAUCACGAACAAUUCACAGAAGAUUUUCAUGUAUUAGCGAGGAUUUUAGCCUUGUCUUAGGUCUUAACCAUCUUCAGUUUUGUCUUAAGAACGAUCUCUCCACCCGAGCAUUGGUCUUUCCACACGAGCUAGAAAGCUAGCAUUGCAGGGAGUGAUAAUUCAGAUACUUCGAUUUGAUUUUCACUAAUAAAUUGGCGGUGGAACUAGGUGGAUUUUCCACAAAAGGAAACAGUUUGAAUCUGUUCUCGUUUUGAUUAACUCUGCGCCUCCAAAAUUAUCCGGGUCUCGGUCCGCAUCUGAUUGCCCGACCGCUCAGUCUGCCCCUGUAUAUGUUUUAACUUUGCUUCCAAAUGGUAUACCAUAUAGUCUUUGAUAAAAUCUGAUACUGUGUAAUGAUUGUAUGUUUAAUAUUUAAUAUUUAUUGCAUAUUGUACUGUCAUGCAUGCAUGUUUGUGGUUGAAAAUGUGUUUUCUAUUUAGACAAAAAUGUUGGUCUCAUAAUUUUGAAUCGACCUUUGCAUGGAAGCUACGAGAAACUUAAAGCUCUGUGGAAGAGUGGUAAUCACAAUUAAUAUUCAUGAUAUCAUUGGUCCCUCUUUUCUAUACCAUUUACCUAGAAUUCAUUCAAGGGUUAAAGACCAUAUACCAAUUAACAACUAGAUUACGAGCUCGAGAUUUCUAUGAGGUGGUAGUUAUCACCUCAUAGAAAUCAAGAGCGAGUAAUCUAAUUGUUUUAGCAGAAUCAGAGUAAACAAUCAAGUUCGUCCUCAGAAACCUCAGAAAAACGCGAGCUGGGUAACAGGUGUCACAGCGGAUAGUGUCCCCCACAGAAAAUGUCCCCCCGGACACUAUCCGCUAGCAGAUUAUGUCCCCCCGGACACUAUCCGCAACGCGGAUAGUGUCCCCCCUAGCAGAUACUGUCCCCGCAAGAAACUACUGUAAGGUUUAGCUUCUGGGUUUUAUUGGUAGAAAGGCGUCAGGAAAUGAGCAUACCAUACAAAGCAAAAGAGAUCAUUUGAUCAGAUACCUCGAGAAUGGCGAGUUCGAGCCUUUCCCAGAACAGAUUAACAACAAGCGGAAAAGAGAAGAUCCAAACAUUUUUGAGAUCGAAUUGUUUGCAAUUGUCUCAUGCCUGAAGUGAGCGACGACAUGAUUUUGUGCGACCACUGGUUCACUUUGGUUGCGUGAAUGUGAAAGGUAUAGAAGGCAAUGAACAGUGAUUGUGCCCGAAUGUACUCCUCCAGCAUUCUGAUGUUCAAUGAACUUUUAUUAUGAAAUACUGUAAUCUUUAUAUAAUUAAAUUCUUGUUCUAUAGUUUGCUUGCAAAAUCUAGUGUAAAGUUUUUAUAUAAAUAAAUUUUCUCUCAAAGAUGAGCCUUUGUUUUUGACUUUUCACGUGGGGGACACUAUCCGCGGCAAAGUAAUUAAAGGGGUGUCCGGGGGGAACACUGUCCGCGGGGAACACUAUCCGCUGUUACACCGGAAGCCAUUUGUUUUAAAAAAUGCGCCAAGAAAAUUAUUGUUUUGCUACUCGCUGUCUAUCGAGGAAUAGAUAGCGAGUAGAGUAGCCAAUCAAAUAACAGCAUUUGCAAUAGUAUAUUUAAUUUAGUAUGAUUCUACUAACAGAAAUGAGUUAUUAUCGGCCUAUUAUUAUAGGCCUUUUAUUGUAAUACUAGAGCCUGGUUCACACUGGUCGUAAUUUAUCGGCGAUCUAUUGUGUUAUUUUCCGACAGACAAAGCAUUCACACCAAUUAAUGACCACAGACAAUGGAAAUCCCCGAUUCGUAUGACCAGUGCGAACCAGGCAUAAGCGCUUUUUCACAUGAGAAGACUGGGACUAGGACACGUUGCUUUCAUUUCGCAUAUUAUACCAUCCUAUAUACUUAGUAAAUCCUAGCGGCACAUUUGACCUGCCAAAGCCAGCCGAGUAGGUCUAGGCUGAGCUAUUCUAAAUAUAAUAAAAACAAUGAUAAUAGUGGUUUAAUAAUACUAAUACAACUUAAUACAACAAUAAUAAUGGUUUAUUUUCUUCUAGCCUCAGUAAGAAUUUGUGUUGACGGAGGGGCGAAUGAGCUUUAUAAAGUCUGUAAAGAAAAUGAAAAGUAGGUUUACUUCAUAUAAUAACUAGCAUAAGGGAAUCAAGAUAUGGAUACACAGUAUGGUAGUAGGGUGGAAUUAGUCAAUUUUAACAAAAGGAUACAGGGUUGCACUCUAAAACACGGCUCGUGUUAAAAUUUCCUGGUCAUAGAAAUAACCCUGUUUCGGUUAAUUUAAUAUUUCUGAUUAAUUUUCCUGGAUAUUUUAACCUAUUUUUAUAUUUUAAUUUGACCAGGACUUCCUGAUUGAAUUAACCAGACUAUGUUGGGUGGAUAAAUAACCAGGAGUUCCAAAUAGGGUUAUUUCUAGGUUAACCAGGACGUUUGAGAAGCAAUUUUAACCAGACUGUUUUUAGAGUGUACUAGGGUAUGUCGAUGGUCUUAAAAACCUUGGUAGUAUUCGGCGCAUAGAAGGGGAAUUCACCCGAUUUUGUAGAAUAUGCAUGCAUGGAGGAAAAAUAUUGGACGACGUGACUAAGUUAUAUAUAGUACGUUCCUUCACUCCGGUGUUGUUGAGCACUCUGCAGAGUUGUUAAUGGGAGCCUAUUAGCGAUAAUGCAAAGCUCACUUCCCUUGUGGUAGUUUGAGCACUCUGGCCCCAUUACGCUCUGCGCAUGUCUGGAUGCGUUGAGUCACCGUGUUAUACCACCGUGUUGUACCACAUGCCUUGGUGAGAGCAAGUCCAUGGGGUAUAAAUGCGAGUGUCUCACGUAUCUAGACGUGUACCAAGCUGCACUGACGAGGCGUUGAACGCCGAAACAUGCAUGUCUGCAGAUUGUACUAGUAUUUUACUUUAUAUAAACCACAGACAAUAUAUCCCUGAUAGAUAUCUGGAUCAGUCAUGGCCGGGUUACAGUUUUGACACAAAUCUCUACGGGUUGAACAAAUAAGAUUUGUAAUUGUAGUAGUACUGAUAACGUGGCGAUGGAAAAUCAUGUCGGGUUUUUUUAAUAUUGUAUAGUUUUGAUUGGAUACCACAGUUUAUAACUGGAGAUUUUGAUUCCAUAAAAGAAGACAUACUGACAUACUACAAAGACAAGGUACAGUGUAGACAGUGUAGCUCGCAGUGGCGGACACUUUGCGAAAUACCGGGGGGGGGGGCGAAUUUGAGUUGCCAUCAUAUUACCACCCUCUUGUUGCUGCAAAUUGCAUUUCUUUAAACUUUUUGCCAAUUUGCUUAAUUUAUAGCCUAUUGAAUGCUUUCAAGGUUUUCAGAAAUUAUUGGGGUUGGGGGAGUGGUUGUCCCCUGCUAGUGUUUCGCCAUUGGUAGCUCGUACAGCGAACCAGCGAACUCUGGAUACGAAAAUGGUACAGGACAAAAACGCGUUUUACAAACUUAAUAGCUAUGGUGCAUGUACUGUUUUAUUUCUAGGGUACAAAAAUUGUUCAUACACCUGAUCAAGAUUACACAGAUUUCACGAAAGCGAUUUGGUACCUUAUUGAAAACUGUGAUGACCAGGUCUGUAUUUUAUUUUAAAAAAAACAAUGGAAAGGGAGUGAAAAUGACGUCCAAUAGCUCCAUCUUUGGCUUCACUUUUUGGUCUCGAGUUCUCACUCCAGAUAUUUAUGGAGCUCACUGAUUAUUUCCUGAAACCCCAUACGUCAGAUGUUGGGAGUCACUUGAACUGCAAACUUCGCUUCAAUCUUUGGAAGCUAGAUUUUGCGAACGCGUUUGCAUAGAAGAAAAUUUUACGAUAGAUAGUAUCUUUUGCAAUUCGUGCAUACCUUAAUGGAUUUAGGUAUCGUAAAGAUUUUGAUAGCGUAAAGAUAACACCGUCAGCAAAGAUUGGACCCUAAUUCAAAAUUUAUUACUUAACAGCCCUGAGCUAUAUAUGGGGUGUACCCACGCCCAAGAACAUUUCCAAGCUUAAUCCAUUUCGAAAGAAAUAGCUACCUACUACUUGAAUGUACUCAUGAAAAACAACACUAAAUUUCAAAUACUGCUUUUAGGUAACGUAAGACGUAGUUAAUAAAAAAUCAGGUAAUUUCGAUCCUUACACCCGUCUUCGCCACAUCCCUGCCCGCAGGACUAACUGCAAAUUAUUUUUGGCUAACUUAAUUGCUGUGGACCUCAAUCACAAGUGUGUAUUUCCUCUUUAUAAUUUCAUAUAUCCAGGUUUCAGCAGUAGUUGUGAUGGUGGAAUUCUCUGGUUUACUUGAUCAAACUAUUGCCAAUAUCAAUACUCUGUUUCAAGCUGCAAACAUUACGGAAAAACCUGUUAUUCUUUUUGCUGGUGAUUGCCUUGCUUUCCUUCUUCAGCCAGUAAGUGCGAUAGAUGAUUAAUUUAAGAUGGAAUGUGAAAAUUGUGCAGUUACUUAGGGGAAAUUUAUAUGCACUAUUAUUUUUCUUUAAUUCAAAAGCAAAAUACUUGUCCAAUGCUAUAUCUACCUCCUCCGCAGGCCUUUCAAAAAUAUAAAAUUGGUGGGAAACGAGUUGUAUAGUAUAGCAUGGGCAAGGUAUAGUAGCUUUUUUACAAAUUACAAAUUUAGCUCACGAUUUUUCAAGUUGUUGGUCGAGAGCCAUGAUCUAUCGAGUAUCGGUAUGAGCUGCAUGAGUUUACUAAUUUUUCAACUUUUUGAUGAACAGUAUAAGUAAAAAAGAUAACAUUUUCCCGUUUUCUGUCCAGUUAUUAGAGAGGUUCAGAUUUUGACUACCGCUGCCAUUCAUUAAUUAAUUAACCAAUCAGUUGCGUAAUAAGUCCAUGAAAAGUAACGGUAGUGAAAUCUAAACUAUUGCAUGCAACAACUUGUAUUCUGGUAACAAAGCAAAUAAAUUGUUAUCUAUCGAACCACAACCCAGGUAACAAAAGCCAUUAAAGUAGGGUCUUUUUCUCAUCUAGGGAAAACAUUCAAUUGAUGUGAGCAGUGGAUACGAGGGCCUCAAAUGUGGUUUACUACCAAUUGGUAGCAAAUGUGACAGUGUUACAACUCAUGGACUGAAGUGGAACCUGAGUAAGUACUUUAUAAAUUUUUACAACUUUUAAAGUGGAAGUCAAGUCCGUAAUGUAAACAAACGGUUUGUUUACAUUUCGAACUGCUGUAUUUUUUAAAAUAUGAUGUACUGUCUGAAUAUCUGACACCAUUUUGGUUCGCUAUGCUUCUAAAUAAAUAUGAAAUAGAGUUUAUGUUCAGAAAAAUUCGAAACAUUCGAAAUUUGGGCAAUGUUCACAUUAGAGGUCCUCACAUUGUUAUGAGCAGAACCGAUGCGCAGAACGGACUUGACUUCCACUUUAAGCGUAUGAUUCUCAUAGGAUACUGUAAACAAUAUAGAGCGCUCCAGCCCCUUAUUCUUCCAACCUGCAGGCAAUUGAUUUUAAUAUAUACGAGGUACUGUGGAAGAGUCAGUAUAGAUGCUCACAGUAUAUGUCAUGUGCAACCAUCCCCAGAAAUUUAAAGGCCAAUGGAAUUUACAUUCAUUAAUUUCCUUAACAUUUUGUAAACGUGUUAUAGAAAGCCAUUUUAUACAUGCUUGUCACUUUCUCACAAAUUUAGCGACGAACAUAACUCACUAUCGUGUGAUUAAAUAUCUGAAAUGUAGCUAUACCAAUUUAUUCCGACUUACCGAGGAUAUGCAGUAAUGCAGGUGGGGGGUUAGAUUGCCGCCCAAAAUGGUUGUCGUCACAAUCGUUUCUUGUAUCUGUUGCAAUUUGAAAAAAAUAAUUUCACCGUCGUGAUCUCGCGCGCUCAUACACGCUAUGAGCAGGUACACACCCCUAAUUACCGAAUCUAAUGUAUUUUGUUCAUCUCUUCACUAUUUUAGCUAGCCAUGCUCUACAAUUUGGUGAGUUAAUAAGUACUUCCAAUGCAUUUGAUGACAGUGGUGUGGUUGAGCUAGAAACAAGUCAUCCACUCGUAUGGACCAUGGAAAUAAAACGAUAACUAGAUUUUUAAAAUCCUAACCCUAUAGAAAUUCCUGCGGAGGAGGCUAGGAAUGUUCAUCUCAAAUCUUUAAUAAUUCAUGAGUAAAUUAGCCAACCAUAUUGCUGUAUUUUGCUCACGUGAUAAUACUGGAUACCUGGUGAAGUAUAUUGAUCCACUCCUAGGACUGGAUCAAAAUUAAUUCACCUCAUUUUAAGUAGUGAUUUAUAUGAGAUGUCAUUUCAAAUCCUCGGACUGGACUAGAUUUCAAAUCUUCGCACUUUGACCCAGUCCUCGGCUUCGCCUCGGACUUGAUCAAAUUGCGCGGACUUGAAAUCUAGCCCAGUCCUCAUAGUCAGAUUUGAAAAAUUACUUCCUGGUUGCUUUGGUACAAUAUUCACUCUAAAGUAGACUAUUGCUUCGUGUAGUUGGGAGAAAAGCACGGUGACACUAUUUUUUCGUACGUUUUUACUUUCAACAUAAACUUACAAUGGGCAAAAUUACAAAUAAUUCUGUCAUGCCAUUUUCCUUGCAAAGGUCGUGUCAUGAGAUAAAUUAUUUUUGGAAUGUACAUUACCGAACUUGUUUUGGAGAAAUUGUAUGUUCGAAACGCCGAAAUGUUAUCUAUAAACCAUCACCAUCUAUACAUUCGUAACUAGUAUUGUCUGUUGACCAAAGUAGGCCACCUAAAGUCCAACCCCAAAGACGUUCGAAGGUACAAAUUUGCUUCGAAAAAGACAAACAUUAAAACCCGGAAGUGAACGCGAGGUGCAUAACGUCAUUUUCACGUCAUCUUGGACACAGAAUAAAGACAUACAGAAGUGUAACUUCCAUUACAAAACCGUAAGGCGCUUUUUUACCGAAAUAGCUGGCGGCCAUGUUCUUAGCAAGUGCCCUAAAGAAAGGCAUUCACCCCCCUGGAAUAUUAAAUUUUCAAUAUGUUUUCAGGGGGGUGACUGCCUCUCUUUAGGGCACUUGCUAAGAACAUGGCGGACUGAAAAAAUCCCUUACGCACUUUUAAUAAGAAGAUACACUUCUGUAUGUCUUUAUUCUGUGUCUUGGACGUUGCGUCGUGUUUUCUAAAUCUAUCUAAUUAGACAAUGACGACAAUAUAAAACGAGUAUCUGAGAACAUAGUCUUUCGAGACAUGGUCUGGAAACUCAGUAAACUUCAAAGCGGUUAUAAUGAGCUGGGAGUUUAUGUUGAGCCGUACCUUACACCGUGCACAUCCUUUGUUUUAGGUUUAUUAAUAUUUAAAUAGCAUGGUUGAAUGACUGAACUGAAACGUUGCUAUUGGAUGUUUCGUUCAUUUUACUGAAAUACAAUGUGUUCAAAACGCGAACAAAAAGAUAGAACAACAAAGACUUUAGCGGAGUUUCCAAACCAUGCUUUGAAAGACUAUGCUGAGAAUCAGUCCAUGGGUUCCUAUACGUGUCACGUGACCUUAAUAACACCAGCUAAAACAAACAGUGUUUAAUAUAUACAUUCCAUGUUUGCUGUUGAAGAAGAUUAAGACCACGUGCCCUCUUCGGGCAAAUGGCUGUACCAAUAAUUGUACUCUGCCUGAGUGUACUCUGCCUGAGUGUACCCACUGUCGAAUGAUGUAUCAACCGCUAAGACGAUGGAAACAAGAGUUUAAUGAACCCGUUAUAAUUUGUUGAAAAGACAUAAAAUAAAUUUCUCUAUAUUCAUAUUGGCGUCCUCCGCAGGCAAUGGAAAUUUUAAUAUAACAAAGUUUAAUUAAUUACAGAAUAUUUUCUAUUAAGGUAGCGCUCCUGGUCUUUUUUAGGCCAAUGGGUCUUGCUACAUAAUACAGGACUUAUACACAAGUGACAAAUGUAUCAUCAGACUAAAUACAAUUAAAAUUUGCACUUAUUUUGUACUACAUUUUAAAUUUGAAAAUAAACAAAAUAUACCCAUUUCCAACGGUUAGAAAUUAAUUAAAAAUUGGCUACAUAGUGUCCAUACAAGAUAAAAAGAUUACUAGAUUAAUCAUGAACUAUAUAUAGAUUAGAAAGCCAGGGUUCGUCCAGGUCAGAGUAAAAUUCAAGGACUUUCAAGGCUAUGUAUCAGGAAAAGCUAGGACUAAAGGGAGAAAAGAAAGGCAUUAGUGAUCAGUAAGAAGUGACGUUAAACUCUUCAAAUGGCAACUUUCUAUCAUUAAAGACAUGAGCAAAAUCUUCAACAAAAUGGCCGUUUUUAAUGUUAAACAAAUUUCAGAAAAUAUCCAAACUAAAGCAAGACGAGUUCAAGCGCUUCAUAAAUACAAGGAAUUUCAAGGCCUUGAACUUGUACGAACUCUGUAGAGAGCUAUUAGAGUGGUUAUGUGUUACAUGAUAGAAAUUACAAACGAAAAGCUGUCAAAAUAGGAAAGUUUUAGAUGGAAAUCAUCGAAUAUUUUUGAGCAACAAGUAGGUACGUUUUCUUUAAUACUAAUAGUAAUAAGAAUGUCGGAUUAGAAUUGCCUGAAGUAAUGAUUUUGAAAUUGGAUGGAUCCGUCGGAUGACGGGCUUGUCUAAAAUACCAUCCUAAUUCGAUUUGCACAUGAAGGUUAAAUAGCUUUUACCUUAAAUCCCAGCAUUACGUCCAACCACCAAUCUCCCAAGUAUUAGUACCACACAGGGAACUGAAACAAAAAACGAUAAUGUAUAGUAUAAAAACU
Molecule: messenger RNA, 11283 nt
Organism: Paramuricea clavata
Lineage: Eukaryota; Metazoa; Cnidaria; Anthozoa; Malacalcyonacea; Plexauridae
Source: the annotation of a GenBank genome assembly